Messenger RNA from Arabidopsis arenosa, 1029 nucleotides. The record is from the annotation of a GenBank genome assembly. NCBI's taxonomy places the organism in Eukaryota, Viridiplantae, Streptophyta, Magnoliopsida, Brassicales, Brassicaceae.
CUUUUGCCAGCCUUUGGUCUCUUCGUGCGACUCUAUGUCACUAGGAAAAAAAACAAAUGUUCUUAGUUGGGAGCGAUGUUACAUACUUGGCUCAUGCUCCGGCCUUCUUCUCCUAUCACACAUCGGUUGCCUCUUCAUCGCGAAUCCCGUAACAAAAAAGUAUCGAAUUCUGGAUCACUCUGGGUCAAAGCUUAUACCUACGAUACCUGAUCAUAAGGACAGAGCGAUGUGUGUUGGUUUUGCGGUAAAUCGAAAUCGAACCACCAUGAGAUUCAAGAUCGUAUGCAUACUCGAGAUGCAAACGGUCUACAAAUUCGAGAUCAGUGACGGAUAUUCAUGGAGAUUAUCGGAAACGACCAUCACCCCUAGGUCAAUAAGUGAUCUCAGGACGCGAAUGAAACCUGUUUACUUGAACGACACUCUUCAUUGGUUGAGAAACGACGGGAGCAUUAUAGCUUUUAAUCCCGAGACAGAGCAAGCACGAUUGAUUCCUUCCAGAUUUCGACUCCAACAUAAUUUGGACAUGAAACUGUUAUUUGCGGCAAACGAAAAUAUCAACCGCCUGACUUUGAUAUCAAUGACGAAAAACAGAAUCUCAGUUUACACACUACUCGAGAAUUCCAAGUGGGCUCUCGCCAAGCGGGUCAAGUACAUAUCUACGGAUAAAAGAGAGAUUUUAUCCUCGCCGGAUGUGGUUGCGUACGAUGGCAAGUGUCUUGUGUUGAGGCAGAUGAAGAAGGACAAUCCUCAUAUCAGAAGUGUGGUUCAUGUGUACGACAUGGAAGCUAACUGUUGGAGAGGUUUAGGGGCCAUAUGUCAGUAUGCUAUCGUCUACGAGUUGUAUAAGAUUACGCCCUCUUUGUUCUUUGUCGAAGAGGAUGAUGAGAAGCAGAAGGUCGUUGUAGCAUCUAAUCACCAACACAUCUACCUAACCGCGGUUUUGGGAGCCAUUGAUACGACCAAGUAAACUAUCUCAUGCUUUGAUUAUUUUGGAUCUAAUAAUUAAUACAAUAAAUGUCUGAUUUGUAA